Molecule: messenger RNA, 525 nt
Organism: Protomyces lactucae-debilis
Lineage: Eukaryota; Fungi; Ascomycota; Taphrinomycetes; Taphrinales; Protomycetaceae
Product: membrane-associating domain-containing protein
Exons: 1
Coding region: 1-525 (174 amino acids)
Biological process (GO): protein localization to plasma membrane; eisosome assembly
Cellular component (GO): eisosome; plasma membrane
Source: RefSeq, a predicted model, not a curated record
AUGGUGACCAAGUACGACAGACCUCUUCUCGCAGGACACGGCUUCCACUGGCCCCUCGUCGGGCUCCAGUUCCUCUGUGGUCUCCUCAUCCUCGCCUUCUCCUCCGCCGCCAUCGCGCAGCACGAGGGAAACACAGCCUCCGUCAUCAACUACUUUGUCUUCCUCGGCAUCAUCAUCCUCCUCUGGGUUUUCGCCGUCGCCGGCGCACCUUUCGUCCCAGCCCUUGGCCAGGAAAUGGUCCGCGCACCUGUUGACGGUGUUAUCAUGCUCCUCACCCUUGCUGGUGGUAUUGCCAUGGCCACCCGUCUCCGAGUCCACUCUUGCAGAAACGACAACUACGUUGCCCAGCCUCUUUUCCAGGGCUCUGCAAAUGUCUGCCGCAUGCUCCAGGCAGCUUGCGCCUUCUGCUGGUUCUCCUUUGCUGGAUUCCUCGUUACAUUCAUUGCAGCGACUGUUUCCUUCUGCUCCGGUGGCCCAGCCACCCAGCGUGGUUCGCGCAAGCCAAGGGCCCCUGCUACCGUCUAA